This is a messenger RNA of Medicago truncatula (barrel medic), 1598 nucleotides long. Its product is annotated as dof zinc finger protein DOF1.4. The transcript has a single exon. Bases 387 to 1211 code for a protein of 274 amino acids. Gene Ontology annotation, biological process: regulation of DNA-templated transcription. The record is from RefSeq and is a predicted model, not a curated record. NCBI's taxonomy places the organism in Eukaryota, Viridiplantae, Streptophyta, Magnoliopsida, Fabales, Fabaceae. Gene Ontology annotation, molecular function: DNA-binding transcription factor activity; DNA binding.
UACCAUAAAUUUGAUAGGGCAAUUCCUCCACUAAACCUAUACACACCUCUACAAGUAACAAUAAAAAAAUUAAACCACUCCUUUCUUCCACACACAAAACAAGUUGAAGUAAUUAUUUUCUGAUCUUAUUAGUAUAAUUAUUGUUCCUUUACAGAUAGAUAAGGCCAUAAAUAGGCACUAUUAGAGAAAUGACAUGCUUAUUUCUUCUCACCUUCCUAGUCUUUUCCUUCUAUCAAACCACUCUCAUUCAUCAAUUCCCUUGCACUUCUCACCAUCCUCUUAUUAACCUUGUUGAUUUCUCUUCUUAAGAGCUAAAAUUUAUCACUUUUUUUCACUUCAUUGCAUAAAGAAAAUCCUGUUUUAGAAGGUUGAAUUUAAGAUAAGAUAUGGGUUUGAGUUCUAAGCAAGUUUCUAGUAGAGGUGUUGAUUGGAACCAAACAUUGUUGCAAGAUCAAAACUUGGAACUUCCAAAGACUCUUCCCAUGAGGAAACAACAGCAACAAAAUCACCAACUAGAGGCAGUGAAUUGUCCAAGAUGUGACUCUACAAAUACCAAAUUUUGUUACUACAACAACUAUAACAAGUCUCAACCUCGCCAUUUCUGCAGGGCUUGUAAGAGACAUUGGACUAAAGGUGGUACUCUAAGGAAUGUUCCUGUUGGUGGUGUUAGGAAGAAUAAGAGAGUCAAGAUAUCAACCUCUAUUAGCACCACCUCAAAAACUACUAUUAGCACCUCCUUCACCACCACCUCAAAUGCCAAUAGGCUGAAUAAAAAAAACACACCUUCUUCUAUGCAUGAAUCUCUUAUUCAUCCACCAUCUUUUUUGCCACCACAGAAUCUAAUCAGUACCAAAGAUCAAUCAGAAGGUAAUAAUGAAGAGUUUGGUAUUGGUAAUGGCAUGUUUCUGAGUUCAUCUAUGCCCUUUCAUCAAAACCAAAGCUUUAUAUUCCCAUUCUCAAACUCAAGCACUUUAAGGUCAAAUAAUGGAUAUAACUAUGGUGAUGAAGAGUUUAAAAUAAUGGAGGAGUCAACUAUUAACAACAGUGCAAUGCCAAGCACUAGUGGUAGUGGCACUAUUACACAGCCAUGGGAGAUACCUGCAACAAGUAGUGGAAUGGAUAUGUCAAACUAUUGGAGUUGGGAGGAUAUUGAUUCUUUGGUCUCAACUGAUCUAAAUGUUCCUUGGGAUGAUUCUGAUAUCAAACCUUAAAAAAAAACGAACCGGACAGUUCAACCGACUUUUAUUGUGGUUUGGUUAUUUUGGCAGUUCGAUCACGGGCGGUUCAACACGGUUGAAUCAUGAUCUAGAAGUCUCACCUGUUCGAUGUCCAGUUCAGGUUUUAAACCAUUGCUUUGAUAUAAAAAAAAAAAAAUGAUUUGUUAACACAUGGUAGUUUAGUUUCUAAUGUCCAUAGGUUAGUUAUUUACUUGGGGUGUUGUGUUUUUGAUACAGAUUAGUAAGUGUUCUUGUUCUCAUAUGGAACAUAUUAUGCAGUGGUGUAUGAGUAUUUGGAGCUGACUUAUUUUAGUUUCAGCUUCAGAUUCAAGCAAGAGGGUCUAAUUAAUAUUAAUGUAAUCCACUGUGUUUACCUACUUA